AUGUCUCAGCAGAUCAAGAACGUUGUCAUUGCCGGUGCUACUGGCAGCGCCGGCUCUCACGUUCUGCAGGCCCUUGUCGUGUCUGGCAAGUUCAAUGUGACCGCGGCGGUCCGCAAGGCCAACGACAAGCUGCCAUCCACCGUCAACGUCAAGGUCAUCGACUUUGACUCUGUCGAUGCCCUCGUCGAGAUUUUCAAGGGCCAGGACGCCGUCAUCGAUAUGACCAUGAGCCCAGACUCGGCCAUGCCCCUGCGCAUGGUCGAGGCAGCCGUCGCCGCCGGCGUCUCCCGCUUCAUCCCCUCUGAGUUCUCCAUUGACCCCAGGAACUCCAAGGGCCGGUCUGUACCCGUUUACGCGCCCAAGAACGAGGUCCUCGCUAAGCUCGAGGAGCUCGCGGCCGCCGGCAAGCUCACGUGGACGAGCAUCUCCAACGGCGCCUUCCUCGACUGGAACCUGCGCACGGGAUUCUUCAAGAUUCACCUCAAGGCCAAGAAGGCCGAGCUACUCAACGGUGGCGAGGUUGUCACGGCGUGGACGCUGCUUGAACACGUCGGCCAGGCGGCGGUCGGUGUGCUCCUUCACCCUGAGGAGACUAAGAACCGCCCAGUGUACAUCUCUACGAUCCAGAUGAGCCAGAAGAAAAUGGUUGAGCUCGCCCAGCAGGCCCUUGGACGGGACGGUUGGGACAUCAGCUCUCUGGACAUGGAGCCCGUGUACCAGCAGUCGCUAGGUGAGCUCUUCGCAGGCAGGGUCACAUUCGAGGUUAUUGGCAACCUGAUUCUGUACUGCAACUCAAGGGAGGACUACUCCGGACCGUUCGUCAAGACCGACAAUGCUCUCUUUGGAAUUGAGCAGUGGAGUGACGAGCAGGUGAAGCAGCUGAUUGUAUCGAUCGCAUCCGAGUAG
Molecule: messenger RNA, 906 nt
Organism: Verticillium alfalfae VaMs.102
Lineage: Eukaryota; Fungi; Ascomycota; Sordariomycetes; Glomerellales; Plectosphaerellaceae
Exons: 2
Coding region: 1-906 (301 amino acids)
Molecular function (GO): oxidoreductase activity
Source: RefSeq, a predicted model, not a curated record